Molecule: messenger RNA, 4506 nt
Organism: Mobula hypostoma (lesser devil ray)
Lineage: Eukaryota; Metazoa; Chordata; Chondrichthyes; Myliobatiformes; Myliobatidae
Gene: fmn1
Product: formin 1
Exons: 17
Coding region: 849-4412 (1187 amino acids)
Biological process (GO): actin nucleation
Cellular component (GO): nucleus; cytoplasm; endoplasmic reticulum membrane
Molecular function (GO): microtubule binding
Source: RefSeq, a predicted model, not a curated record
UGAAACCAGUUCUGUGGGCUUUUACGGUUCACAGUCAAGCCGGAAACUCGCAUUCCAGCUGAAGGCUGGAAGUCGCCGGAGGAGGAAGGUUACUUGUGUUCUCUGUCAGACUUUAGAUUUUCAACUUCUGUUCAGAAUGCAGAGUUAUCCGGUGAUUUCAGGCCUGCAGCCCUCUAGCUUCACGCCAGUAUGAACUUUAUGGGUGAUUUGAGACUCUGGCGAAGCCUGUUUAAUCUUUCCCUGCCGAGCUCUUGGAUUUUGGAAUGCCAGUGAAGAAACCUUAAAGACUGGAGAAACAACAGGAAAGAUGUUCUCAGAAGUUCAUUCUGCUUUUGUAUCGGAAUUUAACUUUGCUUGACAAAUUUUUGUAGUUUUAAGGUUCAGUUUGAAGGUAUAGGCCUUCUCAGUCAGGGUAUUCAGUAUUUCUUCCUACACUUUAAUUUUGGGUGGAGAGAAAAUUGCAUGUAAUUAGGAUAACUCUAUUAAUCUGUUGGAUUUUUGAGGUAGCUGAAAAUGUAUUUUUGUUCUUAUUAUUGAAGCAGAAAGCACAGCAACAGCAAUAUUCCUUUAGUAUAUAGAUGCUGUCAGACAGCUAGUUUGUUUGUAGGAGACUGAAAGUCCUAUUUUCAUUAAGUGCUCACAGAUUUUACUUUUUAGUUUGGGGGAUAUAAUAAACUAGUUGUGAUUGGGGCUACGGAGGACAAACAUUGAAGUACACUUUAGAAUCAUACAGAUUUUGGAAAUUGUGUAUAUUAAAACCAGUAAUCUAUUAGCAGCAGCUGUAAGGCACGUGCUAAAUUACUUAACAUUUCAGAAAGGCAGUUAUAAGUUUGCUUAGUAGUAGCAAUAUGACAGAAAAUAUAAGUGGUGCUGAAAUGGAUCAGGACAAAAAUUCAGCAGCUCCAGCCCCUGAAGCUGCUUCAUCACUAUUCUCUGCAUUUUCAAUGAAAAUGCCGUUUAUGGGUCAACGCAGUGGGACUAAGCCAAUCUCAGAACCAGCAAAACAAAAAGUUGACCAAGGCAAUGCAUUAUUAACUUUCUAUCGCUCUCUAAGUCCCAACACCGCAUCUGAUAAUAAUAAGGAGAAGAAUGAUACCACUAAGCCUGAUGAGCAGGUUGUUGCUGAAGCAAAAGAAGAAACAGAAGAAAUCAACACAGAGCGAGAAAAGUCAACAGAUGACGAAACUCAAAUUGAAAGUACCGAAAAGCAAAAAAUAUCCUGUGAACCUGAGUGUUCUUUGGCACAGCCAUUAAUCAGAGACCUGGAUGAUAAAGUGCAUGUGAUUCGGGUUCAAACAACAAGUGAUACUGACUCAGAGGAUGAAGCUGGAGAGGACAAGAAACAAAUCAGUGAAACUGAAGUUGCAUUGACAAGUAAUGAAAAUUCAAAGCACACUCCAGAGCAUAAUUUACAAAAGGAUGAGGCUCCUACACCAAGUCAGCAACAGGAAAUCAUUGAUAUUACUGAAACAGAGGAGACCGAGAUAACUUCUAAACCUGAAGGUAAAACAGAAAACAUCAAUAAUGAUACCGAAAAAGAACAAAAAUCACUAUUUAAGUCGGGGAAUGAUUUGGCAUUACCUAUGUCGACUGACAGUUCUAACAGUUCUACCCAAGGUUCUGCUACACAGAUGGAGAAAGCCUUUCAAAUGCCUCCUCUGUUUAGUGGCUUGCGUUUAUUGAAGAAAGGUGCUACAGGUGAGACAAGGGAGACAAUUUCAGAGAUUAAACAAAAGGAUACUGAUUUGGCAAUGUUAAAAUUGACUCAACCUGGACAAAAAUCUACAGCAAAACUCUUGGCAGAAUCAUUACCAAAGAGAAAAGAUGAAGGAAGGCCACAGGAGCCAAAGAAGAAUUCGGGACUCUUGGAGCAGCUCAGUCAGUUAAUUUUUGAUGCACCCAAUGCGGGUGAUAAAACAGAUGUUGCUGAUGAAUCUAAGAAUUCUGAAAAGACAAAAGAACCACCACAAGAAGAACCACCACCAGCUGAAGCACCUAUUCGUGCCCCUAGUGAGAAUACUUUGGAAAGUUUCAAAUCCUUUUUCUCGGGCCGUACUGUCAAAAAAGAUACAGCUAAUUCACUGGAUCUGGAAAGCCUGAAAAAGAAAAAAAGGCAAGAAAAGGAAUCCUUAAAAGCUAUAUUUGAAAGAUCAUUCCUAAAGCCAUCUUCUGAACAGAAAAAACCCGCAGAAUCCACAGAAGGAAAAUCCGAUUUAUCUCCAUCAGAUUCAGAAGACCGAACUCGUGGACGACUUCAUGCCAUUUGGCCACCCCCCAAACCAAAAGAUGAGGAAGAAAAAGUGGGGCUAAAAUACACAGAAGCUGAAUAUCAUGCUGCUAUUUUAUAUUUGAAGCGAGAGUGUAAGAACGAAAUAGAAAAAUUACAGCAAGAAUUUGAGUUGAAACUUUUCCAUGUCCGUGGGGAACACGCUGAAGCAAUAUCUAAGCAUGAAGAAUCCAUUGCACAAUUGAAAAAUAACUUGGAAAAUAAAACAAAGGAGGGAAAAUCUGAAACAAGAGAUGUUUCUGUUUCCACUGCAGAUGAAUUUGUGCCAAAGACGUUUCGCAAUGUUUGCAUUCAGACUGACAGAGAAUCAUUCAUACAAUUAAACCAAGAAGAUAACCGGACACCCAGAAGCAGUCUAACUGUUCCAGGAAAAUUGAACCUUGCUUCCUUGAACUUGAAUGGCCAGUCGCCUCACUCUCUACAGGUGACAAAUGAGGAAGCUUCAUUGUCCUCAUCCUCACAAGUCUCCGAAUCUCAGUCUCAAGGUUUGACAACACAUCUCCCAGAUUCUGGAGUACCACCUCCACCUCCACUCCCAGAUUCUGGGGUACCCGCUCCACCUCCACCUCCACCUCCACCUCCACCUCCACCUCCACCUCCUCUCCCAGAUUCUGGGGUACCACCUCCACCUCCACUCCCAGGCUCUGGACCACCACCACCUCCUCCACCUCCACCUCCACCUCCUCUCCCAGGCUCUGGACCACCACCACCUCCUCCUCCACCAUUCCCAUUUGGAAAUCCAAAUGCCACGAAUUUCAACUUGAAGAAAAGUAGACACAUAAGGAAACCCGUAAUUGAACCGCGUCUUCCAAUGAGGCCUUUAUAUUGGACAAGGAUUCAGCUAAAGGAUUCCAGUGAUGCUGAAGUGUCAACAAUUUGGGAAUCAUUAGAAGAACCUUGUAUCCAAGAUGCUGAAAAAUUUGAAGAGCUUUUUUCUAAAGCAGCAACAAAGGAAAAAAAGAAGCCAUUAUCAGACACCUAUCAAAAGACAAACAAAACAAAAAAGAUUGUAAAGUUACUGGAUGGCAAACGCUCUCAAACAGUUGGAAUUCUUAUAUCAAGUCUACAUCUAGAAAUGAAGGACAUACAUCAAGCUAUUUUAAAUCUGGACAACUCAGUAGUGGAUUUGGAGACCCUUCAAGCCUUGUACGACAAUAGGGCACAACCUGACGAGUUGGUGACCAUAUCCAAAUAUUACGAAAAGUCAACAGAGGAAGAGAGAAAGUUACUGGAUAAACCAGAACAGUUCUUGUAUGAAUUGUCACAGAUUUCUAACUUUACUGAACGUGCAAAUUGCAUCAUAUUCCAAUCUAACUUCAUGGAAGGAAUCUCCACAGUGCGCCGCAAAGCAGAGAAUGUUCUCCACCUAAGCAAGAGUUUAAAAGACCAAGAAAGUGUGAAGAUUGUGCUAGGUCUCAUCCUAGCCUUUGGAAAUCAUAUGAAUGGUGGGAACAGGACUCGUGGCCAAGCAGAUGGAUUUGGCUUAGAAAUUCUUCCAAAGUUAAAAGACGUCAAAAGCAGGGAUAAUCAGAUCAGUCUUUUGGAUUUUGUUGCAUCGUAUUACUUGCUCCAUUUUGACAAGGAUGCAGGAACGGAAAAAAGUAUAUAUCCUUUACCAGAACCCCAGGAAUUACUGCGAGCUUCACAAGUUAAGUUUGAGGAUCUCAUGAAGGAUCUCAGGAAGUUGAAAAAAGACCUUGCAGCAUGUGAGAAAGAAACACUCCUUGUAUGCCAACAUUCAUCAGAGCAAGAACUCCAGCCUUUCAAAGAAAAAAUGGAAGCAUUUAUUCAAAAUGCAAAAAAUGAACAUGAGGCGGAAGAAACACAUCUUGAAGAGUCACAGAAAAGCUUCGAAAAUACAGUAAGGUUCUUUGGGGUGAAGCCAAAAUCUGGGGAGAAAGAGAUUACUCCAAACUACAUAUUCAUGUUGUGGUUUGAGUUCUGUACGGAUUUUAAGAAUACUUGGAAACGCGAGAGCAAAAAUAUCUCAAAAGAAAGAUUGAAAGAAGCUCAACUAUCAGUAAAGAAGAUAACUGAAGAAAAGAAAGUUGAAACAAAGAAAAAAAACCCUAACAGCCUGAAAGAAAGACUACGCCAGAGGGAAGCAAGUGUGACCACCAACUGAAGAAAACCAAUGAGAGGAAGAAUACUAUGACUUGAUGCUUUGUAUACUGCCACAAUUUCGGGAAUGUUUUAUUGAAAGAGCCACAUAACUUUGC